UUGUUGCGUUUCCCUUCCUUCCCACAGGGUUACUGGUAUAUGCUGUUGGAAGAGCUUUGCCAGUGCUACUGUAAGGUGGUUCCUGCACCUGUUUGGUUUCGGUACUUCGUUGGCUUAAGAGAAUCCGAUGGCACCAUAGGGUGGAGUUUUGGCAUCCUGUUGGCUUUGCUGUAUCUUAUCCUAAAGCUUUUGAGUUUGUUUGCCCAUCUGAAAAACUUCAAAAGGAUCUUACGGAUAUUUUUUACAAGACCAAGCUACGGAGUGGUGGCCAGCAAGAGACAACGUGCUGACGCAGAUGAUCUGUGUGCUAUUUGUCAAGCUGAGUUUCAGAAGCCGGUUGUCCUCCUCUGCCAGCACAUAUUUUGUGACGAGUGCAUCGCCCUGUGGCUGAACCGAGAGAAGACGUGUCCCCUGUGUCGAACGGUCCUUUCCACGCACGUCAACAAGUGGUACGAUGGCGCAACCUCUGCACAAUUACAAGUCUAUUAAACAAACUAAAAAAUAAACUGGCUGUGUGCUUCACAGUAUGGACUCAUUUGAACGCCAAGCGUGCACGUGUUAAAAGAGGAUAUGACUGGAUGGAGAGAGGGAUACAGAAGGAAAAUAAGGCCUUGGGUUUCUCCACUGACUAUAUUUGAAUUCAUUCAGAUACCGAGCGUAUAUACUACUUAAUUUUCCAUAUGGAAUUAAUCCUUUCAAUGCUGCUUCUGGGAAAUUCUCAAACUUCUCUUUGAGUAUCAAAUGAUUAUUUUUACAGUCACUAGUCUGCCAAAUCAGCAACGGGAUACCUUUCUUGCAUCCAGUGUCAACAUCUGGUGCAUGCAAUCUUUAGAUUCGGCGCUAGACAAUCCGCCUUAUCGGAUUUGCACGUGUUUGGUUCCCUUGGGGAUGCUCUAACCAUUGGACCUGGCCAUCACAGGGCGAGAAUCAUGGAAUCAUUUCUGCUUUCCAUGUCCAUAAAGCUCAGACUUCAGUUAUGCAAACAUGGGUGAAGUUUUCUACAUUUUGUAAGUCUGAAUUUUAAAGAACAAAGGUUUUGCCCUAUAUUUUGUCAUAAGCAGCUAGAUUUUUACUAAAGAGGAAAGCUGUAUUUUAGUGAUCCUUUAAAAAAAAAUGUAGCGUAUAGUUGAUGAAAAUAAAUGCAGUUUGAAUCUUG
Messenger RNA from Protobothrops mucrosquamatus (brown spotted pit viper), 1156 nucleotides. RefSeq names its product ring finger protein, transmembrane 1 (gene RNFT1). The annotation marks the transcript as partial. Gene Ontology annotation, molecular function: ubiquitin protein ligase activity. Lineage: Eukaryota; Metazoa; Chordata; Lepidosauria; Squamata; Viperidae. Gene Ontology annotation, cellular component: endoplasmic reticulum. Gene Ontology annotation, biological process: positive regulation of ERAD pathway. The transcript has 4 exons. The record is from RefSeq and is a predicted model, not a curated record.